Molecule: messenger RNA, 1586 nt
Organism: Papaver somniferum (opium poppy)
Lineage: Eukaryota; Viridiplantae; Streptophyta; Magnoliopsida; Ranunculales; Papaveraceae
Product: hydroquinone glucosyltransferase-like
Exons: 1
Coding region: 90-1523 (477 amino acids)
Molecular function (GO): UDP-glycosyltransferase activity
Source: RefSeq, a predicted model, not a curated record
UUUCGUCUAUAAACACCAAUAUUUUUCUCUCUUUGUUACAGCCAUUAUUGAUCAUAUACCAAUAAGCAUUGACUGUAAUUCUCAAAACUAUGGAAGGAGAAAUUUAUUAUCAAACUAAACGCCUCCAUAUAGUCAUGUUUCCUACACCAGGUAUGGGUCAUCUAAUCCCCAUCACUGAGUUAGCCAAACAACUCAUUCACCAUCACAAAUUUUCCAUUACCCUCAUAAUUCCAUCUACGGGUACUCCGUCCGCAGCAAUGAAAUUCGUCCUCAACGGCCUACCGGAAGCCAUAUCUUACAUUUUGUUAUCUCCUGUCAACUUAGAUGACCAACUCAAAGAUGCUAAAGGUGAGACAAGAAUUUCAAUCGCCAUGGUCCGGUCGUUGCCGUAUCUCCGUGAAGAAUUGAUACGCAUAACGUCUAGUCAACAUGUUGCUGCGUUCGUCAUUGAUCUCUUUGGUACUGAUGCUUUUGAUGUUGCAAAAGAAUUUGGGAUCCCGCCGUAUAUUUUCUUUCCCUGUAAUGCUAAUGUAUUGCAACUAAUCUUGAAUUUGUCUAGUCUUCAUGAAAGCUAUUCUGGUGAGUUCAAGGAUCUGCCUCAACCACUUCGUCUUCCGGGUUGCGUUCCUAUUCCUGGACCUGAAAUUUUGGCACCCCUACAAGACAAGACAAAUGAUGCUUAUAAAUGGUUUUUGCAUCACGCUAGACGGUAUGGUUUGGCUGAAGGUAUUUUAGUCAACACAUUUGUUGAUCUGGAAUCACGUGUUUUGAAAGUAUUGAUGGCAGAAAAACAACCAGGAAUACCGACCAUUUACCCGGUUGGACCUCUUACAAGGAAUAACUCAAUUGACAAGGAUUUUGAUGAUGCGUCAGAGUGUUUGAAGUGGUUGGAUAAUCAGCCACCUGAAUCCGUCUUAUUUGUAUCGUUCGGCAGUGGUGGGAUACUUUCUUAUGAACAGAUCAUUGAAUUGGCAUAUGGUUUAGAGAUGAGUGCGCAAAUUUUUUUGUGGGUCAUCAAAUGCCCGAGAGCAGCAACAGUCGAUGCUUCUUUCUCCAAGCAUACGAGUACGGACCCAUUCGAUUUCCUGCCUGAUGGGUACGUAGAUAGGAUAACUGGCUCGGGAUUCUUAGUACCGUCAUGGGCGCCGCAAAUCCAAAUACUUAACCAUGGGUCAACAGGAGGAUUCUUAAGCCAUAGUGGAUGGAAUUCGACGCUUGAGAGCAUUGUUUGCGGCGUACCAAUGAUCACGUGGCCCCUUUAUGCGGAACAAAAAAUGAACGUGGUAAUGUUGGUGGAGGAUAUAGGAGUUGCAGUUCGACCGAAGCCUGAUGGAAACGGUUUGAUCGGGCGAGAAGAGAUCUCCCGAGUUGUUAAAGCACUGAUGAUGGAAGGAGAAGGAAAGAUUCUUGGAAACAAGAUUAGAGAACUUAAGGAUGGUGCGGAUAGAGUAUUGAGUGAAAAUGGAUCAUCUAACAAAUCGCUUCUUGAAGUUGUAAACAAGUGGAAACAGCCUUACAACUAAUGCAUCUAUGUGCUACUUGUGUGUAGUUGGGUAUGUAAUUGGAUAUUAAUGAUACUAGAACAA